AAAUGAUGGCGGAUGUUGUUUUUCAGCGCUUGUCGAGGUGGAUUUUCUCUGGAAUCGAGCGAUAACCCACAAUUUCACGCGUCAAAAUGAACAUCUGGCCCGGAAACCGGUACGGCAACGGCCUCCUCUUUGCAGGCUUCAACCAGGACCAAGGUUGUUUUGCUUGCGGCAUGGAGACCGGAUUCAGAGUGUACAACUGCGACCCUCUGAAGGAGAAGGAAAAGCAAGAUUUCUCGGACGGCGGCAUAGGGUCAGUGGAGAUGCUCUUCCGCUGCAACUACCUUGCCCUGGUGGGGGGCGGUAAGCGGCCCAGGUACCCUCCAAACAAAGUGAUGGUGUGGGAUGACCUCAAGAAGAAGCACGUCAUUGAGCUGGAGUUCACGGGCGAGGUCAAGGCAGUUAAGCUCCGGCGGGAUCGGAUAGUGGUGGUGCUUGAGUCGAUGAUCAAGGUGUACACGUUCACCCAGAGCCCUCAACAGCUGCACGUCUUUGAGACGUGCCCCAACGAGAAAGGACUGUGCGUGCUGUGCCCGAACAGCAACAACAGCCUGCUGGCGUUCCCGGGCAGGCAGCACGGCCACGUUCAAUUGGUCGACCUGGGGCAGACGGAGAAGCCCCCGCUGGACGUGGAAGCCCACGAAGCCCCCCUCAGCUGCAUCGCCCUCAACCUGCUGGGCAGCCGACUGGCCACGGCCUCCGAGAAGGGCACGCUCAUCAGGGUAUUUGACACGUCCACGGGCCAGCUUGUCAAUGAACUUCGCCGUGGUGCCAACACAGCCAGCAUUUACUGCAUCAACUUCAACAUGGACUCCUCGUUGAUGUGCGUCUCGAGCGAUCACGGCACUGUGCACAUCUUUGCCGUGGAAGACUCCAAGCGGAAUAAGCAGUCAAGCUGGGCAUCAGCAUCGUUCCUGCCCAAGUACUUCAGCUCCAAGUGGAGCUUUGGCAAGUUCCAGGUUCCUGGUGGUGCGCACUGCAUCUGUGCCUUCGGCUCCGAGCCAAAUUCCGUCAUCGCCAUCUGCGCGGACGGCAGCUACUACAAGUUCGUCUUCAACUCCAAAGGGGAGUGCACAAGAGACGUCUACGCCCAGUUCCUGGACGUGUCGGACGACGACCCACGCUCCUAGGACUCCUCACAACCGACGUAGGAACCUCGAGCGAAGAUCUUGCAUCGGACCGUCGCCUCCGCGGACUCGGUGAUAAACAGCGUCAACCCUGAGGCUCCCCCAAUGACCGGGACAUUGUGGACAAACUGGACGCUCGCAGCGACGUGACAGUUUGCCCAGACUCCACGGGACAAGGCAUCGAAGCACCGAUGCAGCAACGUGUGGGUCAAUUGGGACACCAGAUUUGAGACGGGCGGAAUUUGACGGAUGGUGCGACGCGGCGUCUCGACUUGGGGCUACGUUCUGCCAAUAAGCGACCCAAGGAAUCGGAAAAAAGGUGCGAGGAGUCGGGAAGCGUUUUUGACGGAUGGGGCUUAUUGAGGCAUGGUCGUCAGCUCCUCAUCAAAUGGGACUUGGGGGAUGGCGUAUUACAUUGUCCAAAAUAAAAGUAGUGUCGUGCAGACGAAGAAGCCCCAAUAAUGGCAAGAGGUGCGUCGACCUAGACUGACUCGAUUCCAGGGAGAAGACGAUGCGUCUUCCCCAAGUGAUGCGUUGUGUUUUGUGGACGACAACGUGGGAGGUGCGAGGAUCAACACGGAUGUGAGACGCUCGCGACUUUGUGAUGCGUUGCGUGAGCAUACGACGUCGAAGACGAGACUAGGGUUAAAGUGUCCAGCAUCGGAUUCUCGAGAUGUUCGGGACGGACUGAUCAAGUGGCGUUUCUGCGUUCCGAGGUUGGGACCUUGUAGUAUUUCAAAAAUUGUCGGGUAUGCAGGCUCAAAAAGCGGGAAGACGGUUUCAAGGAGCACUCGUUUUUGCCCAACGCCCGAAUUUUCGAGUUGAGAGUCGCGUUUCAUGAAACACUGACCCAGCGAGCGGCUGAAAUCGAACUGGUUAGAGGAACGUUAAGUGCACAAAAUCCAUAUCACCUCACGUUUGGUGCGAAAUAAGUGGCGUUCCUUGCCGCAGGAAACGUUUAGGACAUCUUCCGAAGCUAGGUCCGCACCUUGGCGACGUGCUAAAUGUUACGGGUGUUGAUAUUGUUCUGUUUGUUGGACCGUUGGGUAGAGAGCUAACCUCCAGAGAGUUAGAAACAGUUUCUGGCCUUUUUGGUCAGAGCCAAAUGGGAGAAAGAAAUCAAGCACAUGUUUGAUAAACUUCUGAUCCCUUGGGUUCCUUGUUCUUUUUUUUUUGGACGGGCUUUUUUUCCUCACGGAGGGUUCGAACAUUGUGGAACACAUGUCGCAUUCUUGGGAGUACUCUAACUCUGUUGUUUUAGGCUUUUGAUGACAUGUUGCUCUGUUGUGUUUUUUUCUGUAUCUAUGCAUAAUAUAUAUUUAUAGCAAAGAG
Molecule: messenger RNA, 2456 nt
Organism: Ixodes scapularis (black-legged tick)
Lineage: Eukaryota; Metazoa; Arthropoda; Arachnida; Ixodida; Ixodidae
Product: WD repeat domain phosphoinositide-interacting protein 3
Exons: 10
Coding region: 87-1127 (346 amino acids)
Biological process (GO): autophagy of mitochondrion; nucleophagy; protein lipidation
Cellular component (GO): cytosol; extrinsic component of membrane; phagophore assembly site membrane
Molecular function (GO): phosphatidylinositol-3,5-bisphosphate binding; phosphatidylinositol-3-phosphate binding; protein binding
Source: RefSeq, a predicted model, not a curated record